This is a messenger RNA of Schistocerca americana (American grasshopper), 1229 nucleotides long. RefSeq names its product molybdenum cofactor biosynthesis protein 1-like. Bases 1 to 1119 code for a protein of 372 amino acids. NCBI's taxonomy places the organism in Eukaryota, Metazoa, Arthropoda, Insecta, Orthoptera, Acrididae. Gene Ontology annotation, molecular function: cyclic pyranopterin monophosphate synthase activity; 4 iron, 4 sulfur cluster binding; GTP 3',8'-cyclase activity. The transcript has 8 exons. The record is from RefSeq and is a predicted model, not a curated record. Gene Ontology annotation, biological process: Mo-molybdopterin cofactor biosynthetic process.
AUGACUUUCUUUCUUCUGUUUAUAAUUGUAAUAGAUGUUGGACACUUUGACUCCAAGUAUGUUAUACAGAAACGCAGUGAUUUUUUGCAAAAGGCAAAACUAUGUGUUCGAAGAAUUGUGGAGAGGAGGAUAUUUACCAGUGGUAAAGAUGAAAUUGGGUUGAUUGUACUUGGUUCUGACAAGACACAGAAUCCACUUGAUUACCCAAAUGUUAGUGUGGAAUUUCCUCUUGCACUACCUACAUGGCAGAUGAUAUCCUUUGUGGAGAAAUCUUUUCAUGAAAGUGAAAUAAAAAGAGAUUGGAUAGAUGGUGUUGUUGUUGGCAUGCAAGUCUUGAAAGAUGAGCUAGAUUUCUUUAGAAUAAUUUGCUGUUUCACGGGUGCCUUGAAGGAAAUAAAAGAUCUCGAAAGUGUCUUAAUGACAACCGAUGGCCUCAUGUUGACAAGACAGCUGGUUGCCUUGCAGAGGGCAGGGCUUGACGGUCUGAACAUCAGCUUAGACACCCUGCAGUCCCAACGCUACAACCAGAUCACGAGGAGGAAAGGCUGGGAGCGUGCCAUGGCUGGCAUAGAUCUAGCCUUGCAACUUGAAUACGACCCUGUGAAGAUAAAUUGUGUUGUAAUGCGAGGUUUUAAUGAAGAUGAAGUGUGCAGUUUUGUGGAGUUAACAAAAGAGAAAAAUGUUGAUGUAAGAUUUAUCGAGUACAUGCCUUUCAGCGGCAACAAAUGGAAUGAUGGGAAGAUGGUCUCAUUUAGUGAAAUGGUCCAAAUAAUUAGAAAGCAGUGGCCUAAUUUUGAUCCUCUGCCCAAUGGGCCCAAUGAUACCUCAAAGGCAUACCAUGUCCUGGGCUUCAAGGGACGUGUGGGAUUUAUUACCUCAAUGAGUGAACACUUCUGUGGCACGUGCAACCGUUUACAGAUAACAGCUGAUGGCAAUUUGGAGGUGUGUCUCUUUGGGUAUUCAGAGAUAUCUCUCAGAGAUGCAAUACGAAGCAAAUGCAGUGAGGAUGACUUGCUUGCCAUGAUUGGGGCAGCAGUGAGAAGAAAGAAGAAACAACAUGAAGGCAUGCUGAACCUGUCAAAGAUGAAGAAUCGGCCAAUGAUUCUUAUUGGAGGAUAACAUUUUUGCUGUAUGCUCCUGCAGUCACACUGCCUUGGUGGACCAUCUCGGGGGUUGUCUACAUGCCACACAACAGACUUUUUGGUGUCCCUUGUGAAUGAUUCACUGGU